AUGGGUAAGAAGCGGCGCGCGGGGGGAGGCUGUUCCAAGAUGGCGGCGGGCUGCUGCGGGGUGAAGAAGCAGAAACUGUCCAGCUCGCCCCCGUCCGGCUCGGCGGCCGCCUCCUCGUCUUCUUCUUCGUCUUGCACGGCCGGCCCGCACCCCCCGUGCGGCGGUGGCGGCGGCGGCAGCAGCGAGGGCCAGGGCCGGGCCAGGGAGCUCGGGCUGGGGGGCGCAGGCGCCCGGCUCAACGGGCUCGGGAGCGGCGGCGGCGGCGGCGGCAGCGUGGGGGGGAUUCCCUUGUCGGCGCCCUCGGGCUGCGGCGGGGGGAGCCUGCUCCCCGCCGCCGCCGCCCCCCCCGCGGCUGCCCCGCCACAGCCGCCGCCGCAGCCGCAGCCGCUGGCGGCCCCCGCGCCCGGUGGCGGCGGCGCCCGGAAGAUGGUCGUGUCGCCCGAGAUGUGCUGCUUCUGCUUCGACGUGCUCUACUGUCACCUGAACGGCUACCAGCAGCCCCGGGCCCCCCGCUUCACCAACGAGCCCUACCCACUGUUUGUUACGUGGAAGAUUGGUCGAGAUAAACGAUUACGUGGAUGCAUAGGUACUUUUUCUGCCAUGAACCUGCAUUCAGGACUCAGGGAGUACACACUUACCAGUGCCCUUAAAGAUAGCCGUUUCCCCCCAAUGACAAGGGAGGAGCUGCCCCGGCUAACCUGCUCAGUGUCUCUGCUCACUAACUUUGAAGAUGUCUGUGAUUAUUUGGACUGGGAGGUGGGUGUACAUGGCAUUAGAAUAGAGUUCAUCAAUGAAAAAGGAUCAAAACGCACGGCCACCUACCUACCAGAGGUCGCAAAGGAGCAAGGAUGGGACCACAUUCAGACCAUAGAUUCCUUACUGAGAAAAGGAGGCUACAAAGCUACAAUUACAAAUGAAUUCAGGAAAAGCAUCAAACUGACCAGGUACCGCAGUGAGAAGAUGACCAUGAGCUACUCGGAGUAUGUUGCCCACCGUCAGCAUCAUCACUUCCAGAAUGGCAUUGGGCACCCUCUGCCACCUUACAACCAUUACUCCUGACACUGAGCCACAUGACCAGUCCCUGGACCUCUCUGCAGACCUCUUUCCAGGAGACCCUCCCCCUUCUUGGUCUAGCUAUCUCUAUUACUGUACCAUUUUAUGAUGAUAGUUUCCGUUGCCAUGGUGAGACUUCUACUUAAUUGGUUAAGCUCAUUAUGGUAACGGGUGGGAAAAAAUGCAUU
Molecule: messenger RNA, 1241 nt
Organism: Trichosurus vulpecula (common brushtail)
Lineage: Eukaryota; Metazoa; Chordata; Mammalia; Diprotodontia; Phalangeridae
Gene: AMMECR1
Product: AMMECR nuclear protein 1
Exons: 6
Coding region: 1-1059 (352 amino acids)
Cellular component (GO): nucleus
Source: RefSeq, a predicted model, not a curated record